UUAGGAAUUUAAUUUGUAUUAAUGAAUACGAUACUCAGACAACACGUUAUUGUUGAAUAAUUAUUAUUGAAUUCUAUUAAAAAAUAAUAAAACUUAAAAAAAAUCCACAUGGUUAUCUAUGAUGUUCCCAACAGCUGACUUUAUUUAGGGCGCUUUGAACCUUUUGGGUAGUUAAGAAAUGCUAACAGUGGGUACAUGUGAUUGCUGUAUACUUCCUAUAUUAUUGGAAGACAGGAGUCUUUUUCAAAUGAAAUAUGGAUUUUUAUUUGUGCAGAUAAAAUGAGGAAGUUAGACUCUUCCAAUCACCAUCACUUCCUGUUCUGAAAGUAGUACAGUACAUUUAACUCAUAUGGAUUAAUGGAAUGUCUGAAACCUGCCCAUUAGAACAUACUGUACUGUCCUUGGAAAUUUCAAAGAAAGUAAUAACUCUCUUUAAAGACUUCCAACCAGUUGAUCGUGUUUUUUGUACUGUAUUAUGCCUCUGGCAAAAUAAGCAUGACUCUGGAUAGUCUCACAACUAUUAGCCAUUAUGUCCAUCUGCAUCACGUAUGGUAUCCUACAAUUAUGUCCCAUUCUGGCACUGCUGAGCCAAGGCUCUUCUCAGAUUUUGCAUUAUCUUUGAAUACCUCCUUGCAAAAUGAAGGCCAUUCUUUUCCACUGACCCAGCUGUGGACAAUCUUUUAUGUUUGUCUCCAUAUUUGAUUGCAAAAGUUUGCAAUGGCGCACAUUUUUGUUUGUUUUAUCCCAUGUGCCUGUGGCUGCACUAUGUGUGGCGUAUGUGGAGGUAUAAUUGAAAAAGAGUUGGAAGGCACCUUGGAGGUCUUCUAGUCCAACCCCUGAUCAAGAAGAAAAUACUAUACACAGACCCACGUAUACUUUUAACAGACAUGCACAUACACACGUAUGCAAAUAGAGGUAAGCGUGUGUUUAUGCAUGUAUGUAUAGAGGCAAAUAGAGGUAAGCAUGUGUGUUUAUGCAUGUAUGUAUAGAUGCUUCUUUAUGCUAGCCCAGAAUGUCCCUCUCUCAGCCCAACCCACCUCGCAGGGUCGUUGUAGGGAAAAAAAUAAAGCUGCGAUACAAAUAAACGGGAAUACUGUAGGGCGCCAUCUCCCUGCCCGCUUGGCAGCACCGCCUACAGGGGGCGCCAGAGGGCGACGUGGCCCAUUCGGCGAAAAGAUCCCCGCCCUCUAAAUCUUCGGGGCUGCCGUUUGUUUUGCCUUCCCGCCCAAACCGCUCCGUCGCGACCCAAGGAUCCGGCGCCCUUCUUGCCCACGAGCCCCGAGGGAAGAGGCAGGCAGGCAGAGCCCGUCCCGGUGCCGGCCACCCUCCCAGGCCCGCGGGGGUAGGCCGGGGCGUGACGUCACGGCCCCUCCCCGCGCCUUGACUGAGCGCCGCCGCCCGAGCGGGCCGUCGGCAUUUAAAAUUAGCGCCCAGCGUUUCUUCCCAUGGUGCCCCGCGCGGGCGCUUCUCCCGCUCCCUCCUCCCUUCGAUCGGGUCCGGCGGCCGCGGCUGCCGGGCUCGCGCAGGCGCACCGCGCGCCCCGUCCGCCAUUUUGUGUCCGAGGCGACUGUGGAGCGAUUAAACCGCGAGCUGGUGCUGGGCGCUGGCGGUGGCCGCUAGCGGCGGGGCAGCGGCAGCGGGCGCUUGGCGGAGCCCAACGGGGCGGGGCCCGGGGCAGCAGGGCCGGCCCGGAGGCUCCUCCGGGGCAGGUUCCAGCUGAAAACAAAAGGAAUCGUAGGCUGAUUUUAUGGGAUAACCAGACCAGGAUACAAUGCCUGUGGCCAAACAAGUCAUACCAGAAUAAGAAAAGAAAUUAUCUUGGGAGGAAAAAGGAAAACAAAGAAGAUUGUUUAUGUGACUGAUGUGCCACAAUGGAAGGUGACAUGGAAGCGGACGCAGUUGAAGCUAUCGGGGAGGAAACUUUCAUCAAAGGCAAAGAGCGGAAGACCUACCAGAGACGCCGGGAAGGCGGGCCGGAAGAAGACGCUUGCCCGAUGCCGCCCAACCAAGUAGACGGGACGGAGGUCGUGCAGGAGGUUAACGCUGGCGUUCAGAUGGUCAUGAUGGAACAGCUUGAUCCAACGCUGCUUCAAAUGAAGACCGAGGUCAUAGAAGGCGCCGUGCCACCAGAUGCCGAAGCCACCGUGGACGACACCCAAAUUAUCACCCUGCAGGUUGUGAACAUGGAAGAGCAGCCGAUCAACCUGGGCGAACUCCAGCUCGUUCAAGUGCCCGUCCCGGUCUCGGUCCCCGUGGCCACCACUUCUGUGGAAGAACUUCAGGGGGCCUACGAGAACGAGGUCUCCAAGGGUGGCCUCCAGGAGGGGGAGCCCAUGAUCUGCCAUACGCUCCCUCUGCCGGAAGGCUUCCAGGUGGUGAAGGUGGGGGCCAACGGCGAGGUGGAGACCCUGGAGCAGGGGGAGCUUCAGCCUCAGGAGGACCCCAACUGGCAAAAAGAUCCAGACUAUCAGCCCCCCGCCAAAAAGACAAAGAAAACCAAAAAAAGCAAACUCCGCUACACCGAGGAGGGCAAGGACGUGGAUGUGUCGGUGUACGAUUUUGAAGAGGAGCAGCAGGAGGGCCUGCUUUCCGAUGUCAACGCGGAGAAAGUGGUGGGCAACAUGAAGCCCCCCAAGCCAACGAAAAUUAAAAAGAAAGGGGUGAAGAAAACAUUCCAGUGUGAACUGUGCAGUUACACCUGCCCCCGGCGUUCAAACCUGGACCGUCACAUGAAAAGCCACACGGACGAGAGGCCACACAAGUGCCACCUUUGCGGCAGAGCUUUCCGAACAGUCACACUGCUGAGAAAUCACCUCAAUACUCACACAGGUACUCGUCCUCACAAGUGCCCCGACUGCGACAUGGCCUUUGUGACAAGCGGAGAGUUGGUUCGACAUCGCCGCUAUAAACAUACCCACGAGAAGCCAUUCAAGUGUUCCAUGUGUGACUACGCCAGUGUGGAGGUUAGCAAGUUGAAACGCCACAUUCGUUCACACACCGGGGAACGCCCAUUCCAGUGCAGCUUGUGCAGCUACGCCAGUAGAGACACUUACAAACUGAAGAGGCACAUGAGGACCCAUUCUGGUGAGAAGCCCUACGAGUGUUACAUUUGCCACGCUCGCUUCACCCAGAGUGGGACCAUGAAGAUGCACAUCCUGCAGAAGCACACGGAAAACGUGGCCAAGUUCCACUGCCCCCACUGUGACACGGUGAUUGCACGAAAGAGCGAUUUAGGUGUCCAUUUGCGGAAGCAGCAUUCCUACAUUGAGCAGGGCAAGAAGUGCCGCUACUGUGACGCCGUGUUCCACGAGCGAUACGCACUCAUCCAGCACCAGAAGUCUCACAAAAACGAGAAGCGCUUCAAAUGUGACCAAUGCGACUAUGCAUGCCGACAGGAACGGCACAUGAUCAUGCACAAGCGAACCCACACUGGAGAAAAGCCUUACGCCUGUAGCCAUUGCGACAAAACCUUCCGCCAGAAGCAGCUGCUUGACAUGCACUUCAAGCGCUACCACGAUCCCAACUUUGUCCCGGCUGCCUUCGUCUGCUCUAAGUGUGGCAAAACGUUCACACGCCGUAACACAAUGGCCAGACAUGCAGAUAAUUGUCUAGGCCCCGAUGGGGUUGAAGGAGAGAACGGAGGGGAGCCCAAGAAGGGGAAACGUGGGCGAAAGAGAAAGAUGCGCUCCAAGAAAGAGGAUUCUUCUGACAGUGAGGAAAAUGCUGAACCAGAAUUGGAUGACAACGAGGAGGAGGAAGAAACAGCGGUUGAAAUUGAGGCUGAGCCAGAAGUGGAGCCCGUGGCCCCAACUCCUCCACCGGCCAAGAAGCGGAGAGGACGUCCACCAGGCAAAGCCAAUCAACCCAAACAGCCCCAGCCCACAGCAAUCAUUCAGGUGAAAGACCAGAACACUGGUGCAAUUGAAAACAUUAUUGUGGAAGUGAAGAAGAAGCCCGAAACAGAGACUGUCGUGGCCACUCCAGGAACUCAGCCAGCCGCAGUGGAAGCGCCCAAUGGAGACCUCACCCCAGAGAUGAUCCUUAGCAUGAUGGACCGGUGAUGGAGGAAGGGUUUAACGCUCUUAACUGAACUGGCUUGGGCUCUUUUGAACUGGCUCAAUCCAUUUUAUUUUAUUUUAUUUUAUUUCCUUCUUACCUUAUUUUCGGCUUUUGGAAAUGCAUCAUAUAUAUAUUUUUUUUUAAAGACCAUUUUACCAAACAACCUGGGAAACAAAACUUCAAAUGAUGAUAGGAUGUGAUUUGCCUAGAACAUUCUCUCUCUGUGUCUCUUUCUCUCUCUCCCCCCUCCCCUCCCCCCCUCUGGGUUUAAUGUUAACCUAACCGGAUCAUGCAACAUGGGGUGAUUUUAAUUUUAAUUUUUUUAAUUUUCUGGUUGAUUUUCUGAGUUCCUAAGGGUGUUUUGCAAAUCACUCAAUCCAGUUAACUGUUAGUGCCAGGCCGUGGUUGGCCUUCUCUGUCUGGAGCUUAUCCAGGCUGUUCUGGAGCUGUUUAUGCAUUUCUAGAAGCCCCUGGCUUCCUUUUUUUUUCCCCCUCUGUCUAGAGAUUUUUAAUUGUAAAUUUGGACUCAGGAGGGUUGUAAAGCUCAUAUUGCAUUUUAGUUUUGCUUUUUCUUAUCUGAUCCCGCUCUCCCUCCCCCCCCCCCCCCCGCGUGCCAUGUCAGCACUGUAGGUUCAGCAUGCUUCACCCCCAUCUCUCUCAGAUGCUUUGCUUUCUGUAGGGCAUCUUUGUAAUGAUCAAGCUUGUAAAUAACUUUUUUUUUUUACAUUUUAAUCUUUUUUUCCAUUUAAGAGGUUUUUGGGGUGGGGUGGGGCUUAUAGUUUAAAAGGAAAACCCUGUCAUUUUUAACUAUUGCAACGAGGAAUUAUGCAGGAAUUGGUACCGAAUAAAAUACUGGAACCUAUCAAGUCAGUGGGAGAGUGCAAGCUGGGGUGAAGAGUGGGAGACACCCACAUCCCAGCUCAGUUUAUAAAUACAUGAACUUGGUCUCAAAGCGUGUGUGUCCCUUCAAAAACACCCUCUUGAGUUUCAAGUUGUCACAACUGUUUUCUUUGCUCUCUUUUCUUCUCUCUCACUCUCUUUUUUUUUUUUUUUGGGUGUGUGUGUGUGUGUGUGUGUGUGUGUGUGCGUGUUUAUAAAUUCUGUGUUAAAAGCCAAGGUGUUAAUUUGUAAUAGGGCUUCCCAGCCCGCGAAAACCUAGGGCAGGAAAUUUUACUAGGUCAGUGAUCAUAAAAUUUGGGGUCUAAUUAAAAUUUAAAAAAGAAAUAAAUGAAUAAUGUGAAAUUUAAAAAAAAAGGAUGCCUGUAUAUCAAAACCAUCACAUGUUAAAACGUGUAAAGCUUUUUUUAGAGCCUCAGUCUUGCUGAUUUCAGAACCAAGAACUUUUUGUUCUAUGUAUCGCUUUUAAGAGAGCUAUCAGGUUAGCUAUCCAAUUCUAGGUUGAUGCAUUUUUGUACUUAGCUGUACUGUGUGAUAUUUUUCAUUAUUUUAGGAAACCAACAUGAAAUAAAACAUCAUAAGACGUAUAACGGGGUUUGGACUAUGGGAAGGAGAAUAUACUGCUGUACAGCUAAUAAAUAAUAAUGAUUAUCCAC
Molecule: messenger RNA, 5612 nt
Organism: Crotalus tigris (Tiger rattlesnake)
Lineage: Eukaryota; Metazoa; Chordata; Lepidosauria; Squamata; Viperidae
Gene: CTCF
Product: CCCTC-binding factor
Exons: 13
Coding region: 1872-4061 (729 amino acids)
Biological process (GO): regulation of transcription by RNA polymerase II
Cellular component (GO): nucleus
Molecular function (GO): RNA polymerase II transcription regulatory region sequence-specific DNA binding; DNA-binding transcription factor activity, RNA polymerase II-specific
Source: RefSeq, a predicted model, not a curated record